This is a messenger RNA of Tripterygium wilfordii, 2955 nucleotides long. RefSeq names its product protein MICRORCHIDIA 4-like. The transcript has 20 exons. NCBI's taxonomy places the organism in Eukaryota, Viridiplantae, Streptophyta, Magnoliopsida, Celastrales, Celastraceae. The coding region runs from base 208 to 2661 and encodes 817 amino acids. The record is from RefSeq and is a predicted model, not a curated record. Gene Ontology annotation, cellular component: nucleus. Gene Ontology annotation, molecular function: ATP hydrolysis activity.
AAUUCCUUCCUCCAAAAGGUUUUUCCUCGGUUUUGUGAAAAACCUUGUAGCUUUUCCGUCCUCCAAAAGGAAACAGUAAUACAACCGUGGACUCGCAAGUCUUUCAGUGGACUCGCAAGUCUCGAUACCACAUUCUGAAUCUUGCAUGCAAAAGCUAUUUGUAUCCACUCCUUUUUUCAUUUCUUUAGAGUUUAGACAUCUUAUGCUAUGGAUAUUCGUGUGAAGCGAGAGAUUCUUGACGCCACUUUUAAGGAGCGACCGAAGCAAAACGGGAGUAGUAAUGCGACCGUGAUUUUAGUGAGUAGUAGCAGCGAUUCGGACUCGGUGUCAGACUCGGACGGCGAGGGAGCCGGAGCUAUCGUUUCUUCCAAUGGUGUUGGUUUCGAGGCUCGUGCGUCGAAGAAGAGGAAGCUGGAUGAGUUGGGGGUUGAGUUGCCCGUGGGGUUUCUUGCUCCUCUCCCGCCGCUUGCGACACCGGUGGGGAGGCAGUCUACGGGCAAUGAGGGCUUGGCCGUGAUUGGACAGAGUUGCAAACAGUUUUGGAAAGCGGGGGAUUAUGAGGGCGCUCCUUGUGGUGAUUGGGAAUUUGGAUCGGGUGGCAUGGAUCAUGUCAGGGUUCAUCCCAAGUUUCUACAUUCCAAUGCAACCAGCCAUAAGUGGGCCCUUGGAGCCUUCGCAGAACUUUUGGACAACUCUUUGGAUGAGGUUUGCAACGGAGCUACAUAUGUUAAUGUCGAUACGAUUAUAAGUCAAAAAGAUGGGAGCAGAAUGCUACUGAUUGAAGAUAAUGGUGGUGGGAUGGAUCCGGAUAAAAUACGACGUUGCAUGUCUCUAGGAUAUUCUGAAAAAAGCAAACUUGCUAACACAAUCGGACAAUACGGCAAUGGAUUUAAGACUAGUACGAUGAGGCUUGGUGCAGAUGUUAUUGUGUUUUCUUGUACUUCUGGAAGAGAUGGGAAAAGCCCAACACAGAGCAUCGGAUUGCUGUCUUACACAUUUUUGAGAAGCACUGGGAAGGAAGAUAUCGUGGUGCCAAUGCUUUCCUAUGAAAGAAAUGGUGGAGAAUGGAAGAUGAUAAUAAGAUCUUCUGCCAUUGAUUGGAGUAAAAAUGUGGAUACAAUUGUACAGUGGUCUCCUUUUCAUGAUGAAGUAGACCUUCUCUGUCAGUUUAAUCUUAUGAAAGAUCAAGGUACACGUAUAAUUAUCUACAAUCUCUGGGAGGAUGACCAAGGGUUCUUGGAACUUGAUUUUGACGCUGACCAGCAUGAUAUUCAACUUAGAGGUGUCAACCGAGAUGAGAAGAAAAUACAAAUGGCAAAAGAGUUUCCUAACUCUAGGCACUUCCUGACUUACAGGCAUUCUUUAAGGAGUUAUGCUUCAAUUCUCUAUCUAAGACUUCCUCCGCACUUCCGAGUCAUUCUUCGUGGAAAAGAUGUUGAGCACCACAAUAUUGUAAAUGAUAUGAUGAUGUCUCAGGAGAUAACUUAUCGUCCGAACCCUACUGCUGAUGUGGUCCCAAAGAAUGUGAAUAUGGCUGCUGUUGUGACCAUCGGAUUUGUGAAGGACGCUAGAUUUCACAUUGAUGUUCAAGGGUUCAAUGUUUAUCACAAAAAUCGACUUAUUAAGCCAUUUUGGAGGCUUUGGAAUGCUGCUGGGAGUGAUGGCCGUGGUGUCAUAGGUGUUUUGGAGGCUAAUUUUGUUGAACCAGCUCAUGAUAAGCAGGGAUUUGAACGCACAACAGUUCUUGCAAGACUUGAGUCAAAACUAAUAAACAUGCAAAAGACUUACUGGUCCUCCAACUGCCAUAAAAUCGGUUAUGCUCCCAGGCUUAAUAAGAGAUUCAUAAACGAGUCUUUAGAGAGAGAGGAAUCUUCGGACUAUCUUCCACACACUUCUGGUUCUAAAAGGAAGAAGGCCUCAAGAAGCAGGAAACUGUCUCUUGCAUCUGGAAAAUCCUAUUUACAUUCAAAUCAGAACGGGGGAGGAAAAGGCGACCAAGGACAUGGAAAAGGUGCUAUGUUUAGUAAAGAAAGUAAUAAUAGGAAAAAGGCUACAACAGCUGGAAGAAGAACAAGUUCUUUUGAGCCAUCAUCACCUUCAGCUGAGAAUGUCAGCAAUGAUCGUGUGUGCUCUGCCCCUCCCGAGAGAAAAGCUAAUGGCUGUCCUCCUGCAGCCUUGUCGUCUUCCUAUGUUAAAGAUACUGGGUCUCCACGGGAUUGUGCCUCUGUUGGAAGAGCUUUUCGGGCAGUCAUCAGGUUGCAGUCUAAGGGUGGUGAUAACAUCAAUGCUGCACCUUCAAUUCCGAACUCUGAUUUAUGUACGGUGGACCAGUUGAAAAAAGAAAAUAGUGCGUUAAAAAAAAGAUUAGAGAAAAAUGAAGGAGAGGCUCGCGGUGAAUUGAUGCGCGAUUUGCAGUAUGAAAGAGAUAGGAUCAGGUCGCUUGAAACUCAGCUCCAGGCAGCAGAGAAUAAGAUAGAGGAUUUAAACAGGGAACAGGAGAGCCUGAUUGACAUAUUUUCAGAGGAGCGGGAAAGAAGGGACAAGGAGGAAGAAAAUUUGAGAAGGAAGCUUAAGGAUGCGUCUAAUACGAUCCAAGAAUUGCUCGACAAAGUAAGGCUGCUAGAGAAGUUGAAGUCUCCUAACUUCAAACGGGAUCAUUGACGAGGUUUACACCUCUUGCUUUUUUGGUGUUACUAGUGGUUCUUAUGUAUGAUGACUUGGGACUUACAUGUUUUUGUGCUUCCAUGGUUUUCCAAUAUUGUUUUAAUCUCCAUCAGUGUUUUAAUUAGCACUGAUAAGUUUUGUCUCAAAAGCCCAAAGGUAAGCCAAAUUAGAAGACACCUUUUUGUAUUUAGUAGGCCAUGCAAAGAUUAACAGCACAGAACAUGAACUGCUAAAAGCCUAAAACAUUUAUUUUGAAGUUUUGGAGCUGGCGGAAGUGCCAAGUUUUGGAUC